Molecule: messenger RNA, 5075 nt
Organism: Physella acuta
Lineage: Eukaryota; Metazoa; Mollusca; Gastropoda; Physidae
Product: signal transducer and activator of transcription 1
Biological process (GO): signal transduction; regulation of DNA-templated transcription
Molecular function (GO): DNA-binding transcription factor activity
Source: RefSeq, a predicted model, not a curated record
UCUGAGAAAGUGCAGAAGGACUUGUAGUGGAUCUCUUAGGAAGUUCCGGGACGCCAAAAUUAUUCAUGCCAAGCUUGAUGAGGUACCCAGCACAAUGAACAAGAUAGAACAGAUCAAGAACCUCCUUGUCCACGACGACAGAGAGGAGACGAGAAAACUCUACUUAAAAAUUCCAUUUUUCACACGCACCCAGCUGAGUAGUGUCAUUGAUUCAGUGGAUGACUGGAGAGCAGUGUCUGAUGGCUGCGAGAGAGGAAUCCCAACAUAUUUAGAAGAAGCUUCUGGAAGAUAUUCUACCCUGAUGGGCCAGAUAAACUUGUACAUUGAAAGUAACAAGAGGACAGGUGCUCAUGGGGACAGACUGUUCUUCAUGAUCUCAGACAGGAACUUUCUACAGGCCAACUUUGCUCAUGACCCAGCAGGAUUUGUCAGAGAAAUGGCCACUUGUCUUGAACAAGAAAAUUUUCUUCUGCGGUCCCAUCAGUACAGUGCUAGUUAUUCCACCAAUACAAAUGAAGUCAACAUCAGAUAUAGCCAUGAUGAUGGUCUGGCCGCACAUGCAGGGGAUGUAAAUCUUGGUCUAGAACAGUUCCAACCAGAGGACCAGCAGCUGAGGCAGAUAGAGGAGUUAGCUGCUAGAAUUGAGAGAUCCAUAUUGGGAGAAGCAGGGCAGGCAAGCAGUUUUACUCAGGGUCCAAGCUAUUUGAAUGACACUUGGACAGAUAGUAAUCAGUACCAGAAUAUGUCCACUGAUCACCAAAUGACAAGUUUGGAUAUGAUCUGUCAAAUUGUUGAGGCCAUGCAAGAAUAUUUGAAAGUCCUCGAAAAAGAGGUGACGGAAUGGAAACGUGCUGAAGCAAAGUUUAGUGUUGGCAUCGGCCCUGAAUGCUCUUUUGACCUGCUCUCCACAAAGUUUGGCGUGUACGCCCAUGUGAUGGACGCGCUGGAGACGAGCUACCUCCCCCACUUGUUCCAGUACACCACUGCAGGCCCCAGUCUCACCCUCAAUCAUGCUCAUGAGAAAUUCAGAAAGAUGAAAGAGUUUUUUUUCAAAAUAACUCUGCUAGUGACAGUACAGCCCAAAGAUGUCAUCAGCAUUGAGAAUGAAAAAACUGAAGCAGCCAAACAAAGAAAAGUUAAACAAGGGGAGGAGAAAAAUGUCAAGAGGACCAGGAGCUACUGCACCAAGAAAAAUCAGAGAUUUGAUACCACUCUCAGGCUGUUAGGUGGUGAAAGAUUUUCUCUUCUGACCAUCACCAAGUCCCACAUCCAACUUUAUGCUGAGAAGGAUUUAGCCGCACGCUUGAGUGGGGCUGGUGGCACUGAAGCCAAAACCAACCUGGACUUUAGAACGGAAGUGAGCAGGGAGAGUGACAGCUACCUGCUCAAGUUCCAGGAGGUGGGCGUCAACAACUUUGUCCGGGUGGAGCAGAACAACGUGUACAAACAGUUCUUCCGUCUGCGCUACAGCCUGACUGUAAGCUGCAACAAUGAUGUGUACGAGCUGCAGACGCUGUCGCUGCCGUUCAUGUUCAACACUGGAUCCAACCAACUCCUGGAGCUGAUUGGUGCCAAGAUGUUGUACUGCGCCAACUCUCCUGAUAUGUACAGUGGCAGUUUUACAUGUCCUGACCCAAUUGACGUGGGCGCCAUCAUACAGAUGCUAGAUGACAGGGUUCGCUACAUUGACAAGAGGGGCAGGAAGUUGACUGAGGAGGAGAAGAAGUUUUUGGUCGAUAGAUUACCAAGCAAAAGUACUGACGGAAAGGUCUCAAUGCAGGGAUUUAUCAAGGACAAGAUGAAGAAAUCAAGAAACACGGAGGAGCUUCCAUUUUCAUUCCACACCUGGUUUCAUGCUGUCAUGUACAGCCUGUCUAAACACCUGCUUCAACCCUGGCUUGAUGGCGCCAUCUAUGGGUUCUGCAGUGAGAAAACAGCAGAAAAGUUGCUGAUGAAUCCGCUGGUAGCUGUGGGGACUAUCAUUCUCAGACCAAGCAUUUCCUCACAGGUGAAAAACAUGAGCUCUAAAGAGGCUACAGCUGCCCUAACUAUGGACAUCAAGAUGGAGGGCGAGCCUAAUGAGGCAACACACAAAGUGAUUUCUGUCCCCCUGAUGAUCAAAGCCAUUCAGAAGAACACGUUGUAUGGAGCCAUUGCUGGCAUACAGAAAAACAAAAGGUCCAUAGCCAAGUACUUGUACACGGCUUCCAAACAAAGUGUAGGCAUCAGUGCUUUAAAGAAAUAUGGAGGAGAUCCACAGAUUCGAACGUUUGAAGAUUAUAAAAUCAUGGUAGAGAAGUUAGAAACUUUCAACCUGAAAUCCAGUGAGGCAGACCCCCACAGUUGUGAUGGGGUGGGGACGUCUCCCUUGGAGUCUGGACCCAGGAAAAGGCAGCACAGAGAGGAGGCAUGCAACGUGCCAGACUUUGAUCUGCUGGCUCCCAGCACAGACCAGGCUCCAAUAAAAAGUGAAUUUAUUUUGGAACCCCAGUCCAAUGUGUGGCCUUCUGCCCAAGGUCAAAGGUCAGGUCACCAGAGCAACUCUCUGCCUGGCACAUAUGGGGUUAAUGCCUCUCAAGGUCUGGCCACCACAAGCCAAGGCAUCAGAUGUAUGGGGGGAGUGUUGGUGGACCUGUCUCACAUCCAGCAGGUCAACAGCCACUUGGCAAAUGUCCAUCACAAUUUAGCCGCGGAGCAAUUCUACAAUCAGUUUGAUGGGCCAGCCUCUAGUUUGUCAGCAGGCAGCCUCGUGACCCCUGACACCAACUGCCUUCCAGAAGAACAAAUGGCCCAAUUGUUUGAGCAGUUAAGUCAAGAACAACAGGUCGACUUACUGGAGUCCACAGCACAAAACUUUAAUAUCUUUGGUGUCAGCAAUGAGAACCAGGCACAACCUUUCUUUCUUGGUGGCCACCAGCACCUUUUUAACUUGAGCAGCCAACCUGAAACCUUUCUACCAUCAAGUUUUAACUUGAGUAGCCAACCUGAAACCUUUCUACCAUCAAGUUUUAACUUGAGCAGCCAACCUGAAACCUUUCUAGCAUCAGGUGAGGAAGACAUGUUCAGCACCAAUGAAUUGAGCCCGACAGACUCUGGAGUUUUUGUGGGCACUCCUUCCCCUGAUCUCUCCCCACAGAGCCACCCAUUGAGCUGACUUCUUGCCUAGCUCCAGCUAUGCUGAUGUUAACUGCAGUAGUCUCCAAACAUUCCUAACAAACAAAGUGACUGCUUUAGUGCAAACCAAAUUUUAUUCAUUCUUCUUGCUUCCCAUAAAUUGAUUGUAUUAUUUACCAUUUUUGCAAGAAGAAAUUAUUUUUUUACUGUUUCAAUCAUAAAAUUAUUUAGUUGUCUAAAAACUUUUGUAUUUCAAUUUUUUAAGAAAAUGUAUUUCAUAAGAUUUCUGUAAAGCUAGUACUGGAAUUAAGAUUUUUCUUUUUUUAUCUAAAAUUUUCUUUAUUGUUUUAAAGUCGAAUUUAAAAAGUCAAACUUUUGUACUAGUUCAAUGAGAAACUGAAAUGUUGGUAAUGUACCAAGUCAUUCCAAUAAGUAAUCAGCUUCACAAAAACAGCAGCAAACAUGGCUUGAGGUAUAGCACAGUUUGGACUGGAUAUUGCUGAUGUAGAGUAAAUGUUCAUUCUUUUAUAGAUGGCUUGCCAUUUAUUGCGUUAUUUUCUUUUCCAGCGUAAAUGUUUAAAAUUAGAUUUUUUUUUCUCUAUCAUUUGAUUGUUAAGACACAAUGAUGUUCUGGUAAAGACACAAUGAUGUUCUGGUUUGUUCCAAAACUCUUUUGUAUACAACAGAUUACACAAACCAGAAAUAAGUUUUUAACAUCCAUUCCUUCUAGUCUAAAAAAAAUUAAACAUUUUAUUUAUUAAACUUUUUUUUUGCUGGUAAAAAUAAGAAUUUAAAAAAUAGCUGAUUAUUCUAAAAAAGACUUCUAUAAUGUUUUAUUCAAUAUAGACUUCGAAUUAAUAUUUUUAUGUCUGUUAAGUAUAUAAAUGUUUAUAAAUUAUAAUUAUGAAAUAUGACAGAUGAUAAUAUGAAAUUAUUUAAACAAAAUUAUUUGCUUCAAGAGACUUCAAUUAUCUAAUUAAUAUUUGUGGUGUAUACUUGGUGCAGUCCCCCCCCCCCCAGUACUGCCCCACAGUGCUGUCCCCUUAGUACAAUCCCCCCCAGUACUGACUGGAUCAGGUGAGACUGAGUCUUGAGGACAAAAUGGCUGCCCAUUUUUCAGGCCUACAGUUCCAUUUUUAUGGACUUGAGGAAAGUUUUUUUUCUUAUUACUGACACUAUGAUUGACCUCAGUAUCUCAAAGUAAAAUUUGAGUAAUGCAAAUAAUUAUACUUGAAAAAAUAACAUAAAAAUUUGAGUAAUGCAAAUAAUUAUACUUGAAAAAAUAACAUAAAAAUUUGAGUAAUGCAAAUAAUUAUACUUGAAAAAAUAACAUAAAAAUUUGAGUAAUGCAAAUAAUUAUACUUGAAAAAAUAACAUAAAAAUUUGAGUAAUGCAAAUAAUUAUACUUGAAAAAAUAACAUAAAAAUUUGAGUAAUGAAAAUAAUUAUACUUGAAAAAAUAACAUAAAAAUUUGAGUAAUGCAAAUAAUUAUACUUGAAAAAAUAACAUAAAAAUUUGAGUAAUGCAAAUAAUUAUACUUGAAAAAAUAACAUAAAAAUUUGAAUAAUGCAAAUAUUGAUACUUGAAAAAAAUAACAUAAAUUUACUUUUACAUUUUAAAAUUCAAAAUGUUGAUUACAUUACACAUACAUCGAAGCCUACAUAUUGAAUUAGGCUUAAAUGUAAGUUUAUAAUCUGCAGAUCUUUGUAUUUCUAUUGUAUCAAUUAAUAUGAUAUAUUCAAUACUUUCUUUUUCAUUUAUAGUGCUUAGAAUUUUAAUAAGGUUUUUCUAAUGGAAUAACUAAAUGCGUGGUACUCAUAAUACUUAUAAAUAUCUCCAGUGCCUUUUGUUACACUUAACUGCUUGUUUAAAAACAUUUCUCGUCUUUCCAUUUUGCCUUGAAAAAAGCAUUAUAUUAUUUUUUUAAAACUUUACUCAUUAAUGGAAUUAAAGAAAUUAUA